GUCCUGCGUGAGUUGCCGUAGUCGUGCGUUUGUCCUUGUCUGCGUGUGUUGUGGUUUCUCUCUUGUUAGUCAUUUUAACUAAAAAACACUAAAAACAAGUUUUAUACGUCAAAGAUUUUGAUAUAUGCCUGUGGGAUAAGCUUCAGGAGUCUGGUGUUUUGUGUCUUCAUGGAUUGUGGCUCUACAUAAGCUCAGAGGAUGUUGGGCAGGCGGAUUCCCUUUAAUCAGAUAGCGUUUGCGACUCUGGUUGGAGUGGUGGGAGGUGUGUAUAUUUACAGACCCAUGUUUGAACCUCUCAGAAAACCUGCCGCUGAAGAACUCAAGCCUGAUCCGGAAGAGAUGAGAACUGCAGGACAACAUCAGGACACUGGAGCUCCAGAAACACAGACACAUAGAGACUGAAUGAGACUCAAUGCUGCAGGGUUUCUAUUGCUGUUUUCUUUGUAAUGAUGUCUCUAGAAGGUUUUGAGUGAAAAUGCAUCAUUGGCAAUGCAAAUAAAUAAAUAAAUGCUAUAUAUUUAUAUUCUA
Molecule: messenger RNA, 528 nt
Organism: Danio rerio (zebrafish)
Lineage: Eukaryota; Metazoa; Chordata; Actinopteri; Cypriniformes; Danionidae
Gene: pigbos1
Product: PIGB opposite strand 1
Source: RefSeq, marked validated